Molecule: messenger RNA, 411 nt
Organism: Schizosaccharomyces osmophilus
Lineage: Eukaryota; Fungi; Ascomycota; Schizosaccharomycetes; Schizosaccharomycetales; Schizosaccharomycetaceae
Gene: nut2
Product: mediator complex subunit Med10
Exons: 1
Coding region: 1-411 (136 amino acids)
Biological process (GO): regulation of transcription by RNA polymerase II
Cellular component (GO): mediator complex
Molecular function (GO): transcription coregulator activity
Source: RefSeq, a predicted model, not a curated record
AUGGCCUCGAACGAAUUAGCGAACAAAUUGGAAGACACAACUCAAUCAUUGUAUGAUUUGGCUUUGGUAAUUUACAAUUUGGAAGAUACGACUCCUCCAGAUACUAUUCCAGAAAAUAUUAGCACAUUGGUGAGUCAUCUUAGGGCACUUCCUAAGAUUGCUAAUAAGGCAAACGAACCGAUUUCUCAGGAUGUGCUAGAUUAUGUUGAACAAGGUAGAAAUCCUGACGUAUACGCUCGACAAUUCAGUGAGCUAGUUCAAAAAGACAAUCAAUAUGUGCAUGGAAAAUUUUUAGCUAUGGAAGAGUUUCAACAAACUCUGGCUGAAGAAAUUGCUUCUGCUUAUCCCAACCUACGAAAGGAUGUGGAUGAAAUUCUCGCACAAGGUUCUAAACAAGGCGACGCUUCUUAA